Funneliformis caledonium is the source of this 194-nucleotide messenger RNA. The record is from the annotation of a GenBank genome assembly. NCBI's taxonomy places the organism in Eukaryota, Fungi, Glomeromycota, Glomeromycetes, Glomerales, Glomeraceae.
AUAGUUUUGAAGGUAACUCAACAGAUAACACAAAAGGUAAUAUUAAAGGUAGCUCAGAAGGUAGCUUAAAAGGUUUAAGAGGUUCAAAGUAUUUAAAAGAUGAUAAAAGAUUUACAUUAAAAUGUUCAUAUGGCAAAAGAUUUGUAUUAGAAAAAUUAUUAUUAAGAGAUUCAGAAUAUGACGAAAAAAAGUGA